Molecule: messenger RNA, 5772 nt
Organism: Sarcophilus harrisii (Tasmanian devil)
Lineage: Eukaryota; Metazoa; Chordata; Mammalia; Dasyuromorphia; Dasyuridae
Gene: PARVB
Product: parvin beta
Exons: 13
Coding region: 116-1228 (370 amino acids)
Biological process (GO): establishment or maintenance of cell polarity; actin cytoskeleton organization; lamellipodium assembly
Cellular component (GO): lamellipodium; actin cytoskeleton; cytoplasm
Molecular function (GO): actin binding
Source: RefSeq, a predicted model, not a curated record
GGCCGGCAGAGCUCCGGCUCCCACGCCGCCCCCCACUCCUCCUGGGCCACGGGCACACGCGCUCCAGCUCCCCGGCAGCCGCGCUCGGCCCCCCGCCGGUGUCCCCGUCGCUCCCAUGUCCGCCCUGCCCGUCUCCCCGCUGCGCUCCCCGGGGCCGCCGCUGCGGCCGCCCCGGGCCAAGAAAGACGAAUCCUUCCUAGGCAAGCUCGGAGGCACGCUGGGCCGGAAGAAGAGAUUCAAGGAGGUGAGCGAGCUCCAAGAGGAGGGCAAGAAUGCUAUCAACUCCCCCCUGGCGCCCGCCACAGUGGACAUCCACCCCGAGGACACCCUUCUUGAGGAGAAUGAGGAACGGACGAUGAUUGAUCCCACCUCCAGGGAGGACCCCAAGUUCAAAGAGCUUAACAAGGUUUUAAUUGACUGGAUUAAUGAUGUGCUGGUGGAGGAAAGGAUCAUCGUCAAGCAGCUGGAGGAGGAUCUGUAUGAUGGGCAGGUGCUGCAGAAGCUUCUGGAAAAGUUAGCCAACCGCAAACUGAAUGUGGCUGAGGUGACGCAGUCAGAAAUUGGUCAGAAGCAAAAGCUGCAGACCAUCCUGGAGGCGAUAUAUGAUGUCCUGCGGCCCCACGGCUGGGCCAUCAAAUGGAACGUGGACUCAAUCCACGGGAAGAACCUCGUGGCCAUCCUUCACCUGCUGGUUGCCUUGGCCAUGCACUUCCGAGCCCCGAUCCGGCUCCCCGAGCACGUAUCCGUGCAGGUGGUGGUCGUCAGGAAGCGAGAAGGCUUGCUGCACUCAACCCACGUGGCGGAGGAGCUGACCACCACCACUGAGAUGAUGAUGGGAAGAUUUGAAAGGGACGCCUUCGACACGCUCUUUGACCAUGCCCCGGAUAAGCUCAGCGUGGUGAAGAAGUCUCUAAUCACAUUUGUGAACAAACACCUUAAUAAGUUGAACUUGGAGGUCACAGAGCUGGAGACGCAGUUUGCAGAUGGUGUGUACCUGGUUUUACUCAUGGGUCUGCUGGAAGGAUACUUUGUCCCUCUUCAUAACUUCCAUUUAACUCCGGAGAAUUUCGACCAGAAGGUGCAUAAUGUCUCAUUUGCUUUUGAACUCAUGCAAGAUGGAGGACUUAAGAAACCGAAGGCUCGCCCAGAAGAUGUUGUCAACCUGGAUCUCAAGUCUACCCUGAGGGUUUUAUACAACCUGUUCACCAAGUACAAAAACAUUGAGUGAUCCUGGAAGCUGCUGAAAUAUUCAUCCCCUGACGCCUUCCCAAAGGAGAGCCGUGACUCGGUCUCUCCUCUGUGCCUUAUUCUAGUUUGCCCGUCUUCCUGAGACUGCAAGAAUCGUUGCCUCCUCUUCAGAGCCGUUUGACACGCUGUCUCCUUGGUGCUAUGGAGCUCUGGAAAUGAUGGGGCCAGGGCCAGGGGCUGGGGGCCCCCCGGGAUACUGGAUCCCCCAUCCUGCUUUGCUCUUGGGACAGAUGACAGGCUCAGACCCUGUCCCCAAUGGAGGCCUCCCAGCCUGUUCUAGGACGGAGUGCUCAGUGACCCGAGGCCUAUCCAAGCGCCCUCGUGCACUAUCCAGGCUUUCCGACUGUUUCCCAUGGGCCAGAAGGUCCUUUAAACCUGUGCUUUCCAGCAAAAACGGGCGUUGCAUUUUAUUUCUUUCCACUUUUCACCUUCCUUUCAAAGAAAAUCUGAAAUUAUUUAUGAGGAACUCUUGACAUUUCCUCUCUUUGUCCAAAUGUUUGGCCCCCAUUUAAAUGACAUGAACCACAUCCCCAGAGUGCAGAGCUUCUACAAAAAGUCCCUACUGAUGAGCCUGCUGAUUUAUUCUUAGGCUGGGAGGCUGCAGAUUUCCCUCGCCUAGAGCAAGGGGUUCCUCCAACCUGAUCUGGCUGAAUCACCCCAGGAAAGGAAUUUCCCUGGCUCAGUUUCUCCAACUGUCAAAAAGCAGGUAGAAGUAGACUUUAGGCCAUCUAGUCCAGCUCCCUCCUUUCUCAAGCAAAAUAAACAAAUAAACUCAGAUUUGAAAGUGAAAGAGACCCAGAGGCCCCCUUGUUGUAGAUGGGGAGCCUGGGCCCCAAGAAUAGUGACUUUUUAGCAUCACACUGAGAAGGAAAAUCAGGUAGAAUUUGAACUCGGGUCCCACUUUGAUAUUCCUGAGUCUAUUUGCAAUUACCUAUAUAACUAUUUCUUAACAUGACUUCAUUUCCCAGGACCUCUUGGUGGAAGGGGCGGCUGUUUCCUCCUCUAGAUUGUUCAGAGGCUGGAUUAUGGCUCGACCUGGGGACCCAGAGAAUGGGCCAGCCCUGGGACUUCCCCUGGAAUCAUGUCCCCUUCAGCAGGUGUUUGAGCUAAACUGUGGGGUUACGUGUUGGGAGACCACAACCAGCCUCGAUCUCCCUUUUUCCUGUGUCACCCUGCACACUCUCCCCAUCCUUCUGAGGUUGUUUCCUUACCUGUGACAUCAGUAAGCCAACCAAUGGGCAUUUAUUAAUCACCUGGGUACCUGAUGUAGUGCUUAAGGCAGGGUACAAAGACUCACCUUGGAGAGUUUGCAGUCUACUCUGCGCUGCUCCAUUCUGGGUAACGGGCAUUUAUUAGUUGCCUGCUGUGUGCCAGCCUGUGCUAAGUUGGGAGGAUAUAGAACAGAGACAGUUCCUGCCCUCAAGGAGCUUACAUUCUAUUAAUAUGUACUGAGCUGAGCACCUCCUCCAUGCCAGGCUCCAGGCUGGGGGAGAUGCAAAUGGAAGUUGCCCUGGUCCGUCUCCACUUCUGAGCUGGCUGUAAACCUGAGAUGAGAGGGGCCAGGGUGGCUUGAUGGGGAGAGCCUCGAGUUUGGAGAUGGAGAGCCCAGGUAAUGAAGCAUCUUGCCACCUGGCUAAGCUUGGGCAAGUCCUGGACGCUUUCCUGUGCCUCAGUUGCCUCCUCUGGCACCAGUGGGCACGGAGGUCCCUGCCAUUUCUGCCCAAGGGGGAUAUUUCUUUGUGGCCUCACUGGCCCUCUAGGAAAGUGGCCCUUCCACUCUCCAUCUGUGCCAUGGGGAGUGGGAGGCCAGGGCUGAUUUUCUCAGCCUUAUCUCGUCACCUGGGACAGAACCCGGUGUGGGGGGCUGUGUCCCAGCAGGGGUAGAGAGCAUUAGCCCUGGCACAGGGGGCCAGGGACUCUGAGACAUUCAGAGGCCACAGUGAUGGGAUCAGCAAGUCAGAGCAUCCUGUGCCUUCUGCAGAAGCCCUUGGGGCUCACGUAUGCCUCCAUGAGGGCUUGGGACAAAGGGUGCAAAUCCUGCCCUGGGGCUGGCAUUCGGACCAAGGGUGCCUGGAGCAGAGACUGGGCAUGCGGAGGGCAGAGCUGGAAGGAGCCCAGGGGAUGCUCUGGGCCCAACCCUUUCACUGCAGGGAAAGAAGCUGGGGUGGAACAGAGGCCCCCAGGACUAAGCAACAGGGCUCCUCAUGUCCAGGCCCAGAGCUCUUCCCAUUUUACUGAGUGUAUGGUCAGAGAACCUGAGAAGACGCAAUGUCAUAGCAGGGAGGGAGCCUAGAACAGGGGAUGUCAGAGCUGGGAGGGAGCCUAGAACAGGGGAUGUCAGAGCUGGGAGGGAGCCUAGAACAGGGGGUGUCAGGGCUGGGAGGGGCCUCAUAGUCUGACAAGUUUCAGGUCCCAAUAUACCCUAGAUUUUUGAUCACCAUCAAGAAGUUUGGAUUCUUUCUCAUCUUAGUACUGACCUCAGAAUAACAGUAGGAAGGGUGACAAUCCCCAGCAAGAACCAAUUCAUUUGUUUAAAGAUCCUGCUGUUUACUUUUAAAAGUUGUCUUUAAGGAAUGGAAACAAUUACAAGACAGCAUGUCUGGCAAUCGGCGGGCCAGCAUUUUCCCCAGCUGAGACGAUGGCUGCAAUCUCAUAUUUGUCACUCUUGGGAAAUUGAGGCCCUCUUUGCUCCAUGCUGGGUGAGCCUCCCCUUCCAGAUGGUGGGUUUCCCACCUCCCACCCCCAAGUUUUAGCUCUUGUUUUACCCCUACAGAUGUCACGUUCUGAUUAAACAUUUAGCACACAGAGAGACACUGACUGGUGCUCUCCAAACGCUGGGCCCAACCUCGCCUUCUUCACCUGUUCCUCAGAGAUGUUUCCCUCCUGGCCCCAGAUCUUUCCAUUCCCCUCAGCUUGGCUAGCACUGCCCCUGUUUCUUGGAACUGCUCAGAGGCUUCUGUUGUCAUUCCUGAUUCUCUCUCAGGCCUGAGUGCUGCCAAACUAACUAGAGGUAGAGUUUCUCCUGGGCUCCUUGGCUCCCCUUAGGAUGUCCCUUGUCUCCCUUGUCCUCCAUUUGUCAUAAAGCCCUCCCACUGAAGGUAGAAAAUAAGUGCUUCUGGCCAGGAAUCAGUUCCUGGCCACUUCCUUAAGCACAGGAUUAGAUCUGGAGCUGGGAAGGACGUCCAAAGUCACCUUGUCCAGCUCCUGCCCUUUACAGAACCAACCAAUGAGAAAUGCUUGAAGCUCAAUAAUCUCUCACUUCUGGGCUUGGCUGCCUUGGAAGCCUGUGCAAAAAGCCCAUCACCUUUCAGGGCCUCAUUUUCCUCAUCUUUAAUAUGAUAGGAUUUUGUUAAAAAGGAACAGUGUGGUGGGAGGUGGAUCAUUGGCUUUGGAACUAAAUAACCUGCGUUCGAAUUCCUCCUUUGUUAUUCUCUGUGACCCUUGGUAAACAGCUUCAUUCCCUGGGCCAGGGAUCUGGCAGAUCCCAUCGACUUCUAGGUCAACGUGCCUCUGGUUAGAAUUUCUCUAAUAACCUAUUUUUUCUUCUCUGAAUCUAUUCACUAUCCAUUGCUUCCCUUCUCUUCUUCAGUCCCAACCUUUAACUGUAAGAAGUGUUGAAAACAUCACAUGUCUCUCAUCCUCCAGUAUUCUGCCCUUAAUUUUAAUCUUCUAUUUCCAGUGUAAGGUUAUGGCUCAAUGAAGCUAUUAAAUUUGCAAUUUAUUAUUCUAAUAGUGGCUCAUACUUAUCCAGCAAUUUAAGGCUAAUGGAGAGUUUCCUGCUCAACCAUGCUGGCAUGUUAAUCCCUUUGACUUCAAGGAUCUGAGAUUUCCUUUGUGCCUUUCCUUUACCCACUAAUGAGAUGCCAGUCCUAUUGGGUCCACUCUUUCAUGACUAAACAUGACCUGGAAAGUCAUCCCUGGUGGCUAACUGAUGAUGAACUCUCUUAUGCCGGGGAGUCUGGUCCUCAGAAGAAAGCCAUCAUCCAGCUCCCUCAGAAGGUUCUGUAGCUUGGAGAGUGACCCACCCAAACAUUCAUCCAUUGACAUAAUCUUUGGGAGUCUCUGUAACACACUGAGCCAUCAGAUGGAGAAAAGAAGGUAAAUUAUAAAAAUGGCAAUUGGAUGGGUUCUAGUUGUUGGCCAUAGGUAGAGCAAGGACCAAGUUACUGGGAAGCCCAUUUAGGCUCAGGAGAAGGACCAGCUUCAAAAAGGAUGGCUUGUCCAGCAUUGGAAAGGCUUCCUAGAAAGACUGGGGGGGGGGGUAUCCUACCGGAAUAAUGCUGAGGUUCUCUCCUUACCCAGGCGAGGGAUGAUCUUUGAAUUUCCAUCUAGACGGAGAUUCUGGCAUUCACUGACAAUUGUAGCAGCUGAAAUGAGGAGUUCCAGUUAAAACUUUUUUUUAAACUUUGAAUAUAAUUGGUCCUUCCCUUACUCUCUCUGAACUAGCUUUUGUGAUUGUGUGGAAAUCUGGGAAACCACUAUGGGAUUGAAUAUGGGCUUUUCUGUGUUCUACUUAUUUGGGGG